AUGGCUCCUAACUUGGUCCCCAUCGAAGCCAACGGUCCCCUCUCCGCCGCCAAGUUUGACGUCGUGCCUUCCGCAAUGCACGACCGACUGCAGACCGAUUUCGAGCAUGCAUGCUCCAAGUACACCAAAGCCGCCGUCGAGGCGCCCGCCGCGAGCUAUGGCACGCAAUACGAGAUCAAGAAGGCCCUUAUCUACAUCAUCCCGAAGCACGAACCUGAAAUCACCACCAUCCAGACCGGCUUCGCGUUUGCCGAGUCCGCAAACAUUGGCUUGAUUGGCCUCGUUAUCGACAAUCGCGCCAUCAAUUUCGCAGAGCUCUGUGCUUCGCAGUGCGAUAGCAGUUCCGCCGAACAGCAGCGCGCUCAUCCUGGCUUCUUGGAGUGCCACGCCGUGGAUAGCGGAGCCCUUAGCUGGGGCAUUGACGCUUUCGGUUGCCUUUCGCUCUGCAUUCUUGUGCAGGGAGAAGCACACGAGCUGAGGCGCGAAGCCUACUUCGUCCAGCGAGUCUACGCCAGGGGCGAAGACGGUCCGCGUGCGGGAGGCCUAUCGAAGUCGAGCGAGCAGGAGUCCGCCCCACGUUCUGGCUUCAGCUUCAGCAUGAAGCUGCCUGAUGCUGUGGUGAAGGGAAAGAUAAAGGCAAAAGAGGCGGAGGACGAAGAUCGUCUUGACCGGAUGAUGGAAGCGGGACCACCGCAGAGCAAGAAGCCAGAGUUGCCCGAGUUGUCGUGGGAGGAGUACCAGGCAGAGUUCUGGAGGUCGCACGGCGGCAAGCCGAACUAUGAGCGCACCACGAAGAGGUACUGA
Molecule: messenger RNA, 804 nt
Organism: Paraphaeosphaeria sporulosa
Lineage: Eukaryota; Fungi; Ascomycota; Dothideomycetes; Pleosporales; Didymosphaeriaceae
Exons: 1
Coding region: 1-804 (267 amino acids)
Source: RefSeq, a predicted model, not a curated record